UUGUUUGUGAAGCUACUUCUACCCAGGUGCAAGUGUACCUUUAGCAUUUCAAUUGCAUAAUAUUGGUAACACUGCGCAAUAAUUUUGAAUUCAUUUCAACAAAGAGAUUUGAAGAAACACAUUAAUUUCUCAUUAUUAAAUCGACUAACAAGUAUAAAAUUUUCAAUUUUGCAAAGUAUUCUACUUCAUACAUUAAAAAAAUGCAACAACAACAAUCCAGUGACAUGAAAAAUGAGUUUGAAAUGUCAGAUAUUUAUCAUUUGGAAACAUUACUAAAAGCAAAUGCAGAAAAGUUACAAUGGAAAGCGGACGCCUUGGAUAGAUUGAAUAUUAACUUGAAUCAGAGUCGACAAUUGUUGUACAAAGAAAGAAUAGAAUUAGACAAUGAGCGUAGACAAGUUAGAGAACUGAAAUUGCAAUUAAAAAUUUCUUGUGAAAGAAUAGAGUUUCUGGAGAAAGAUAAGCAGAAUUAUCAAAAUGAAAAAAUUAAAUUGCAAGUCAACUGCGAUUCAGCUGUAAGAGAACGUGAUUCUCUUUUGCACCAAGCUCAAAGCGAUAAGGUGGAAAAUUUACAGCUGUUAAUUAAAAUUCAACAUUUAGAGGAAGAAAUCGUGAAAAAAGAUACUUUAACCGCUGCAAUCGAUUCAACUUUGGAGCAAUUAAGAAGUGAAAUGACACAAGUUGUUCAAAAUUUAAAUAGUGAUGUCUCGAAACUAAAACAAGAACACGAUUAUUUUCGACAAUCAUUAACUGCCAUCAAUAAACUUAAUCAACGUUUAUUAGUAACGGGAAUGUGUGCUCAUCAUCAUGAUCGUGAGCAGCUGGAAACAAUUCGAUAUUAUCAAAAUAAACUCAAUGAAAUUCCAAAAAACGAUGUCAAUCAAUUAAAUGAAAUGGAAAAUAUUGUUUUUCCCAAGAUUCAAUUAAAUUCAAGUGAAAUCAACAAUUCGGACAGUGACGAAGAUUUGGACAAACAAAUGGAAGCAUUUAUUCAGGAAUUACAAAAAUAAGGUUAUAGGACAGGAAUUAAUAUACACAAACAUUGAAGAUUAAUAUAUAAAAUGUAUUAUAAUUAUUUGUAAAUUUUCGAUUAAAUCGUCGAAACAAUUUUGUUUUAUCGGGUAUUCAUAAAAAAAGAUGUUGAUUAAUUGAUGCGCUUUCAAAUUAUUGUGAAACCCAAACAAUAAAUUGCUCCAACUUCUACCCAUCCCGAUGGAGCUCAAUACGAAGCCCAUGUCACGUUUUAAUUUUAAUUAAACUAGACCGCUUUCACGGUAUGAUUGCUUCGUUAUUGUGUAAAAAAAAUCGGCAUGCCUAAUAAUAAUAAUAAUAAUUAUUACAUUUCUUAUUUUCGAUCAAAAGAAGAUGGUAAUCUUCAUCAUCAUCAUCAUCAUCAUCACCACUGCUGAAUUAUAGUCUCAUUUUAAACAUCAUUAAUUUUUCCAUAUCAAUGUUCUUAAAAAAUAUAUAAAAACAAUUUAUUUAGCUUAAAAAACAUUUAUUACCAUUUAAUUAAAUUUGGAGAUUUAUAUUUUUUUAGACGUGUCAUUAUGUACAUUUUAAUUAUUUUUGAUCAUUAAUUUAUUUUAUUUAUUUACUCUAGAUGAUUGAAAUUAAUUGCAAAAUAUGAGAAAAUUGGAUUGUGUAGGGGGAAGGAGGGAUUUUUAAAUCUUAUAAGCUCGUGUGAAAUUGUUUUUUAAA
Leptopilina heterotoma is the source of this 1701-nucleotide messenger RNA. RefSeq lists its product as uncharacterized. The coding region runs from base 201 to 1010 and encodes 269 amino acids. The record is from RefSeq and is a predicted model, not a curated record. The transcript is spliced from 4 exons. NCBI's taxonomy places the organism in Eukaryota, Metazoa, Arthropoda, Insecta, Hymenoptera, Figitidae.